AUGACUCAUGAGAAGAGAUUUUCUAAAAUUCCCAUGUCCAAGCGCAUGCGAGACCUCUGUAAAGAGGAAGACUAUGCUUUCUUAAACAGCCAGAGAGAUCCGGACCAGAGUUCAGAGGAAAGACAUUUUUCUGAAAGUCAGAAGACGGUAGAAGAGAGGGACCGUCGUCAACAGGAGCGAGAGCUGCAGAGACAAGAGAAACAAUGUGAGAUAGAGGAACAGCAGAAGGAAAAAGAAGAGAAGUGGAAAAGUCAUGUAGCCGAGAUAGCGGUCAAACAGGAGGCCAUCCACGCCAGACGGCACAGACUGAGAGAAUUCAGGGACUUCCAGAAAAAGGUCCUGCUCCAGGAUUUGGGCCCGGAUGCCGGUUCGGUGGACAAAACAAUCAACCACCUCCUUAUGAGACUCUAAGGGUGUUUACUACACAUUAAACAAACGACUAAACUGUCUGCACCCAAUCUGUCCAAAUGUUAAAAAUGCUAACAAAGUGUCUAUAUAUGAUAUACUGCAGGUGCGGAGCUGGUCAGACACCUUCUAAUGAUGUGUUAAUAACUUUUUAUGACUUGAGUGAAAUCUUAUCUCCACGUCUUCUUCAUAGACGCUAACCGUAUUGAAACUCUUUGUCAAAUGACAGU
Molecule: messenger RNA, 635 nt
Organism: Triplophysa dalaica
Lineage: Eukaryota; Metazoa; Chordata; Actinopteri; Cypriniformes; Nemacheilidae
Exons: 5
Coding region: 1-411 (136 amino acids)
Source: RefSeq, a predicted model, not a curated record